Chaetomium fimeti is the source of this 1095-nucleotide messenger RNA. RefSeq lists its product as uncharacterized. Bases 199 to 780 code for a protein of 193 amino acids. NCBI's taxonomy places the organism in Eukaryota, Fungi, Ascomycota, Sordariomycetes, Sordariales, Chaetomiaceae. The transcript has a single exon. The record is from RefSeq and is a predicted model, not a curated record.
GAGACUCACUGGAAUGUGGGCGGGUACAUCCCGGAAACGGUUCUCUUGCUCUUCGCCAUCGCUAAAUCUCCGGCACCUGCCGAAGUGGCUUCCAUCUUUCUUUGACUGGCAGCUCUAACGCGCCUUUGACGUCUGGGGGUUGUCAUCCCUCCUGAACGCCGUCCCGCCCUGCACCCGUGACCGGGAGGCAACUCGCACAUGUGGGACGGCUGGGAACAGAACCCGACUGCCGCCAGGUUUGCGCAUGUGGGAUUCUGGACAGCCGGUUGCUCUCUCCUUACUGCGCCCUAUGUUAUUCAUGGCCAAGCCGUAUCGUGCAUUGCAUGCAUGGUUCGAUGCAACACGCAUCUGGUUGGCCAUCUACCAUGCAAGCCGCGACGGGUAGCCGCAUUAGCCUACCACUGUUUGAACAUCGAUUUUGACAGAAAGACAGGGGGAGACCAAUGGGUCCGAUUGCUCGUGGCUCUUUGCAGCUGCGCAUCUGGACACCCAGGCCCAGGGGCACUGGAUCUGGGCCGUGGUACCCUUGGGCUUCUAUUUUCUCCCUUGCGGCUGAGUGGCGUUCUUUGGACCGGGCUUGCUACUUUGGGUAUGUUUGCUAGAGAAAGAGGAAUUCAAAACAGCCAAGGGAUCGCGGGUUUACCCCACGGGUUAAAAAAAGGGACGGCUGUGCUGGCAAGCAACAACUUGGGCCAAAGACGAACCCGUUGGGGGAGCGACCGGGUGUGGCGCGAGUUCAUUUCACCUACCCGACGGCGACCACUCCUAGCCGUUGUGUAGGAGAUGGCGGUGUUGCGUACCUGGCGGUCUACCUACCCUGCAUAUCUGAAAUCUGCGACCUCCCGGCCUGCCGCCCCAAUAGUAGCCUCUCCCGCCCUUUCCGUUGGCACGCAAUGUUUCUGUUUCGCAUCUCCAGGCGACUAGGUGCCGUGCCAUGUGCUGAGUCCGAUUUCCUGUCUCAAAGCCCAGGCCAACUGUUCGUGUGCCUGGAGUGUAGGUGCGGCUAGCUGUGAGAUAUCACUUGUCACAUUCUGUUCGAGACACUACCCGGGCGCCUCAUCCCACCUCCUUUCGCUUGGGGGAGACAACCGCCAC